Hyaloscypha bicolor E is the source of this 2616-nucleotide messenger RNA. RefSeq lists its product as uncharacterized. The record is from RefSeq and is a predicted model, not a curated record. Gene Ontology annotation, cellular component: Slx1-Slx4 complex; nucleus. The coding region runs from base 1 to 2616 and encodes 871 amino acids. Gene Ontology annotation, molecular function: 5'-flap endonuclease activity. Gene Ontology annotation, biological process: regulation of DNA-templated transcription; DNA replication; DNA repair. NCBI's taxonomy places the organism in Eukaryota, Fungi, Ascomycota, Leotiomycetes, Helotiales, Hyaloscyphaceae. The transcript has a single exon.
AUGUCCUCUUCUCCCCUUCCAUCAUUCAACGAAUUGACACAAAAGAAGGCCCCAGUUCUGCGCACAGGAAGCCGCGCAACCCAAGUUCCCCAAACUGCCUCGGCAUCGUUCACAAGCGUAGCGUCGCUCCUCAAAGCGACAUCUGCGAAGGACUUGCUUGGCGUGGAUGCAAUUGGAUCUUUCAGGAUGGAAGAGCAUAACGGAGACUCAGUUGAAGAGCUACCGAAACUCCCGAAGGCUAAACCUCGAAAACCUGCUACAAAGAAAGUCGGUGUCGGCGAGGAGAAGGUGGCAAAGGCUCCACGAAAGAAGAAGGAUACCGUUGAAGGAGAACCUAAGAAGCCACGCAAGCCAAGGGUGAAGGUGACAGAUCAAGCCGUUGGAGGAAAUGAUACGCCGAAGGAACCUGCUCCUAAAAAGCCCCGCGCGAAGAAGGUAGAUAAAGAUGCCAAUCCGGACGAAGGGAUUAAAGACAAGCCAGCUCGGAAGCCAAGAUCUAAGAAACCAGAGGGCGAGUCCCAAAUCAUCCUUGCGAAAGGUCAGAUCACGAAACCUUCCAGCAAAUUGACGUCUGAUAGAGUGGACAAGGCAGUGAAGUCCAAGAAGCUGGAAUCUGCUAUAACAGAUCCAUUUGCCGACCCGGUUGACCUGGGGCUAGUUGAAGCUGUCCAGAGACGUACUGACUGGACUCCACCAACGGCAACAGGGAAGACGACAGGUAUCACUCCUAUUUCUGGUGAUCGAUUAGAUUUCGGCUCGACAUCUUGCGGAUCGAUUCAAUCAGGAGAGAGAAGCAAGACGUUUACAGAUCUGUUUGGUAGCUUUGGAUUUUCGAAGCUGGAUAAUAACGAUAUUGGGAAGAAGUCCUUAGAGACUGAGAAGCCACGGAAGAGAAAGCUCAUCGAACUUGUCAAAACGAGUGUCUCGACAGCUGCAGCUACAUCUCUCAAAGAGAAAGCACCCAAGAAGAAGGCAAGGACAAUCACAGGCCUGGCAACAUCUGCAUAUGCUGAACAAGAAGAAAUUACUGCCAAACCGGCGCCUCUACUGCAAUACUUUUCUCGACAAACCACAGAAAGACCUACAAAUGAUGGAUUCAAAGUUCCUCCAAAACCACGGUCGAAGAGCCUGGUGAAGGGGGCAAAGCCCAAAAAGGGAUCUGCAGACGCUCCAAUUCUUCUCUCGCCCGAGUCAGCUUUAAAACAGAGCGGAAAUCAGGAUUUCGUCUUUGGAACCUCGAGCCAACUUGCAAGAGAGGAUUCGCCCAGGCUUCUCCGUGAUUUACAUGAAGCUAUGCAAGCGUCGAAUGAAAUUGACGAAGACGACCCAUUUGCGGAUUCAAUUCAUGCGUCUGUGUUUGCAAACCGUGGGAAGACAUUGGCCCCGGCUAACCGCGAUCUCUGGUCUGCGGCAGCCCGUGAUAUGGCUGGUGAUUUGUUAGAAGUUGAGAUGGUCGACCUCGUUGACUCUCCAGUUGCCACAAAACACACAAUACCAACAAUCAUGCCUGGAGCCACUAAGCCUUUGGUGAAUGAAGUAGCUGAGGAUGUUUGGUAUGAUAUUGAAGAAUUGGGCAAAAAUAUGGAUCAAGACCUUCAGACAACGAAAGAAGCGACAAGAAGAAUCGGACCCGUAGAGGCAGCAAUCAGAGCUGAACUUCUAAGCAGCCCUGCGAGCAAUCCUAAGUCCAAAGAAUCGACUCCGAAAAAAUCAAAGAGAGAAAAGAGAGACAAGUCGCCUUCUAGGCGGACUAAAUCCCUAGCGAAAGCCUCUACCAAGGCAGCCAAAUCGAAAGGUGUUGGCAUGCCAGAUUUUUCAUCCUACACAACUGCACAGCUAGCGAAAGAGAUUGCUUCAUAUCGCUUCAAGCCCGUCAAGAGUCGAGAUGGGAUGAUAGCAUUGCUGGAAAAAUGCUGGGAGGGCAAGAAUCGAAUAGCCUUAGGUGCCCUAGGGGCUAAUGUCUUGUCGCAACCUCCUCCCGAGUCAUCCAAACCACCAGCUUCAAACCAAGUGUGCGCAGCUUCUCCGAAAAGACCUCGAGGAAGACCGCGAAAGGAGAGUACAACUUCUUCGCCACCAAAAGGCAAAGUUGGGAGACCGAAGAAGUCAACUACUGUGGAAUAUUUUGAGAUGGACAGUGACACUCCGUUGUCACAAACUCGGACUCCCAAAAAAUCAAAGAAAGGGAAAGAGGCGGUUGUCGAAGAUAUCUCUGACUCCGACACCGAAACCCGUCCCUCCCCUCCUCGCCGGCAAGCAUCUCAGACCAAAACUCCACCACUCCCCUUGAAGCUAUCGACAGAUCUGGAAAUCGACACCAGCCCCGAACUCUCUCCCCUCUCAUCCCGAGCUUUACUCUUCAUGCAUAUAACCCGUGCCAUUAAGAACGCACCGCCUUCCAAAGACCCAUCAAAACCCUCCUGGCAUGAAAAGAUUUUAUUGUAUGAUCCGAUUAUACUGGAAGAAUUAGCGGUGUGGUUGAAUACGGGGGCACUGGAGAAGGUAGGGUGGGAUGGCGAGGUGGAUGUCAAGGAGGUGAAGAAGUGGUGUGAGGGGAGGAGUAUUUGUUGUCUUUGGAGGGAGAACUUGAGGGGUGGCGCGAGGAGUCGGUAUUAA